GACAAUUCAAGGCAGCAGAAGAACGAACGAAGGAAGAUGGUUUUAAGAGAAGGAGACAGAGAGGCUGAGAUGGUGGGAGCUUAAAGCUUAAUCACCCCCCAAAUUACCUUCUUCUUCUUCUUCUUUUUCUUCUUCUUUUCUGUUUUUCGUUUGCCCUCUCAAAUCGCUGCAAAUGGCUGCUGCUACUCCUGACUGCCAUUGAUUACUCUCUCUCUCUCAGUACAUUCUCUCUUUUGUCUCUUUGUCGGGGCAUGGAAGAAGAGCUUGCCAUGCUCAGACAGCUCAUCGGCCAGCUUCAAGAGCUCUUGCACAACGGUUCUCCUCCUCCUCCUCCUCCUUCACCUCCCUCCUCGUCUUCCCCGUCGUUUUUAGUUCUCCACAACCCUCACUAUCAGAACCGAUGGUGUCUGCCCUUUAUUGAGGAAACUUCUUCUGAUGAUUGUUGUGAUAUUGUAAUGGCUGCUGGAAAGAGGCCUGGGAUCUUCAAGAUGUUAGAGACUGUCAAGAAACCUGUCAAGCGAUCUCGAAAAGAAAAGAAUCAAGGAAAAUCAUGUACAACGGGAGGAGAUGACACUAGUGGAAACAUGGAUCAAGAAAUCUGGCAGGAGUUUCCAAGAGAUCUCUUUGAAGCUGUUGUUUCCAGACUACCGAUUGCUACUUUUUUCCAGUUCCGCUCAGUUUGCCGAAAUUGGAACGCUCUUAUCGAUUCAGAUAGCUUCUCCCGUUGCUGCAAUGAGCUUCCUCAGACCAUCCCAUGGUUCUACACCAUAACUCACGAGAAUGUCAACUCGGGACAAGUGUACGACCCUUCUCUGAAGAAAUGGCACCAUCCGAUUAUCCCUGCACUACCAAAGAAGAGUAUAGUUUUGCCAAUGGCUUCUGCGGGAGGUCUAGUGUGCUUCCUAGACAUUGGUCACCGGAACUUCUACGUGAGCAACCCGCUGACCAAGUCUUUCAGAGAGUUGCCAGCUAGGUCGUUUAAGGUCUGGUCUCGUGUCGCUGUGGGAAUGACUAUGAAUGGAAACUCCACCAGUGAUGGGUAUAAAGUCCUGUGGGUUGGAUGUGAAGGAGAGUACGAAGUCUAUGAUUCUCUGAGAAAUGUGUGGACCAAAAGAGGGACCAUCCCGUCCAACAUAAAGCUCCCUGUACUGCUAAACUUUAAGUCACAGCCCGUGGCUAUCCACAGCACACUGUACUUGAUGUUGACAGACCCUGAAGGGAUAUUGUCUUACGACAUGGUCUCAGGGAAAUGGAAGCAGUACAUCAUACCGGGACCACCACACCUGAGCGAUCACACGCUAGCAGAGUGCGGUGGGAGGUUGAUGCUGGUGGGUCUUGUGACGAAAAACGCUGCCACGUGCGUUUGCAUAUGGGAGCUGCAGAAGAUGACACUGCUGUGGAAGGAGGUUGACAGAAUGCCAAACAUAUGGUGCUUGGAGUUUUACGGAAAGCACAUUAGGAUGAAUUGUCUGGGCAACAAAGGUUGUCUGAUAUUGUUGUCCUUGAGGUCCAGACAGAUGAACCGUCUGAUAACUUACAAUGCUGUUACUAGGGAAUGGACCAAGGUCCCUGGCUGUACCGUUCCUCGUGGGAGGAAAAGACUUUGGAUCGCUUGUGGAACUGCGUUUCAUCCUUCCCCUACAGCUAGGGCUUGAUCCUCUCUUCUCUUCUCUUCUCUUGGUUCAGUUUUCCUUUUGGAAUCCCACACGCGGUUGGUUUGUUUCUGUUGUUUGAUUUUUGUUUUGAUUUUCGGGACUGUAAUAUAUACGAAACGUUCGUGUUGUAAUAACGAAACUCAGGUUGUGUGAUAACUUACUUACUCGGAACUUCUUGGAACUGUGAAGAAUCUCUCAUAAAAUUUGAGUAAUUU
Molecule: messenger RNA, 1870 nt
Organism: Eutrema salsugineum
Lineage: Eukaryota; Viridiplantae; Streptophyta; Magnoliopsida; Brassicales; Brassicaceae
Product: F-box only protein 6
Exons: 2
Coding region: 252-1655 (467 amino acids)
Molecular function (GO): protein binding
Source: RefSeq, a predicted model, not a curated record